Messenger RNA from Impatiens glandulifera, 3220 nucleotides. RefSeq names its product homeobox protein LUMINIDEPENDENS. The transcript is spliced from 13 exons. Gene Ontology annotation, biological process: vegetative to reproductive phase transition of meristem. Gene Ontology annotation, cellular component: nucleus. The coding region runs from base 300 to 3155 and encodes 951 amino acids. The record is from RefSeq and is a predicted model, not a curated record. Gene Ontology annotation, molecular function: DNA binding. Lineage: Eukaryota; Viridiplantae; Streptophyta; Magnoliopsida; Ericales; Balsaminaceae.
UCUAAUUUCUUCUUUUUGGUCCAAGUCUUUGAGGAGGUGCGAAUCCAUUUCAUUCUCCGCCUUCACCAUCAUCUUCUCGGAUCUCUCUCCGUCCACAUUCACGCGUUGUCGCCUUCCAACCGCGGAUUAUUGAGGUGAUUGUGAAACCCUAAGCAUGGAGAUGUAUCAGAUCAGAUCAUAGGUCAAAGGCUUUGCAGGUUUUUUCAGUCUUGAAAAUCAACACAUUUUCACAAGAAAUCUGAUGCGAGGCAACUCCCGUCUUCCUAUUCGAUCUAGUACAUCUAUUUCAGUUCGCGUCGAUGGUUUCAGAGGAGUAUCAAUUGGGACUUGUCGUUCGCAACACCCCGAUGACGUCUUUCCAGGAUCUUAUGGACACGCAGAAGGAGCUCUUGUGUUUGCAGAUCAACGAGCUCCAGAAUGUUGUCCUUUCCCAGUGUGAACUCACCGGGGUUAAUCCUCUAUCUGAGGAAAUGGCAGCAGGUUCCUUGUCCAUUAAAAUCGGAAAGAGGCCUAGAGAUUUGUUAAACUCAAAGGCUGUAAAAUAUAUGCUGUCAGUAUUCUCGAUUAAAGAUGCAGUUAGCAAGAAGGAAUCUCGUGAUAUUGGUGCUCUUUUGGGGAUUACAGCAACACAGGUUCGAGAAUUUUUCACCAAUCAACGGUCAAGAGUGAGAAAAUUUGCUGGGUUAUCAAGGGAAAAGGCAAUUAGGGUGGCCAAAGUGAAUGAACAACAAAAUGGGGUCCUUGGAUCCUCUGAACCACAAAUGCCUAUUAAUCCAGUCCCCUUAAAUACUAUUGUGCCACUUGCUAGUGAAGAACCUUCGUGUUCUACUCAGCCAGAAGCAAUUGGUUUGAAUGAUCUAGAGAAAAGUUUUGUGGAGAAGAUUUUUAUGUUAAUGCGGAUAGAGGAGACAUUUUCAGGGCAAGUUAAAUUGUUGGAGUGGAUCUUGCAAAUUGAGAAUAGCAUGAUAUUACUUUGGUUCUUAAAUGAAGGGGGUGUGAUGAUAUUAGCUACAUGGUUGAGCCUAGCAGCAAUUGAAGAACAAACAAGUAUUCUUCAAACUAUUCUUAAGGUUCUCUGCCAUCUCCCUGUUAAUAAAGCUCUUCCUGUACAUAUGUCGGCUAUCUUGCAAAGUGUUAACGGACUUCGGUUCUACAGGGCAACAGUCAUUUCAAACAGGGCACGAGUUCUGCUAGCUAGAUGGAGCAAAGUUUUUGCAAGAAGUCGGUCAUUGAGAAAAGUUAAUGGUUCAAAAUCUGUAGCAGAUGUAGAGAGUGAGGUACUGUUAAAGAAGAGUAUUGAAGAAGUCAUGGAUGAUGAGUCCUGGGAAGCACAAGCAAUAAAAGAAGAUGCACUUGUUCCCUUGUCUGAGAGCUCAGAACUAAGGAAAUUGGAGCCUCUGAAACUGCUCACUUCGUCCACAGAUGAUUCUAACAAGAAGCUUUGCUUGGGUAUAUCUUCAUAUCAAACUAAGGAGCGGAGGAAGGUCCUUUUGGUAGAACAUCCUGGACAGAAAUUGGCAGGGAGAAACAUUCAGAAUGCAAGGUCUACACAAAAAAACCAGAGCCGUCCAUUGUCAGCAGAUGACAUUCAAAAAGCAAAAAUGCGUGCUCAUUUUUUACGAAACAAAUAUGGAAAAAGUGUCGUAGCUUCCAAUGACGGGCCUCAGACAAAGGCUGAAGAAGCUCCAUCUAAAUGUUCCUCCUUUCUGGUCGACACUUCUUCUUCAGAAUCAAUACCUUUGAUACCACUUAGAACUGAUGAACAAAAGCAACCUUUGCCUGAAAUGCUUCCUACAAACCCUCCUACUCAGGAAGUACAAAACGAGGACAAGUUGAGUUUAGAUCAAAAUGAACCUCAAUUGAAGAAGCGCAAAAGAAUGCAGAUACCAUGGCUGACACCAGCAGAAGUAAGGAUGAAUACUGCAUGGAGAUUUGGUACGGGAGAAGACAGCAAGGAGGUAGAGUUUCAAACAAACCGAAACCGUCGUGAAAGAGAAACCAUUUAUUCUGCCUCCCAUGAAAUACCACCAAACCCUAAAGAACCAUGGGACAUGGAAAUGGAUUAUGAUGACAGUCUUACACCUGAAAUACCAUCUACACAGCUACCAGACAAUGAUGUAGCAAUAGUAGUAGAAGAAGAAACAGCAGUAUCUGAAACAGUAGCAAUGAUUGAUUCUUCUCGACCUUCUUCUGAUCUGAACGAAAUGGUGUCUGCUUUAGCAUCAGCUUUUGCAUUAACCGGUAAUAAUAGUAGUAUUAGUAAUUCGAGAUCGUCAGGGGCAGAGCCAGACUAUGACUUGCUUGAGGUUUUGUUACAAACCCCUGAUUUGGUUUUUGCAUUGACGUCUGGCCAAAGUGGGAUAUCAAAUGAAGAAACUGUGAGAGUUCUUGAUAUGAUAAAAGCUCGUAGGGCUGCUGCUGCCCCAACUGUGUCUUCCCCUACCCCGACUGGUUUGGGCAGAAGUGGCAAUAGUAUUCUUCCGGUUUCACUUCCAUCCCCAACUCCUUCCAGCGAGCCUGUAACGAAUCAAUGGGGUGGAGAAGAUAGUAGAAAUCCAUUCUCAAGCAACGUGUUUCAAUCCUCGAAUAUGGUCCAUCAUCAAAAUCAGUCUGCUCCAUUUAUUCCUCAACAAUUUGACCAUCUCUUGAAUAUGAAUAAUAAUAUAGCAAACUCCCAUAAUUAUGGAAACAUUAUUAUCGACCCAUCAUCUGAACCUUUACAACAAUAUCAUCAAAAACAGAUGAUGCCAACAUGGCAGAUGCAGACACAGACACAGAAUUCAUGGGGGGCUGAUCGAGACCGCCCAAACCGUCGAUAUGAACACAUUCAAAAUAGAGACAAUGUGCAUGCCGGUUAUGGUGGUGGGUGGGAAAGAGAAGAUUUCAAUGGUCGACCCGAUUAUGAUAAUAAUAAUACUAAUAAUAAUAAUCUUAAUCGGAGGAGAAUGAGUCAGGCUGAUGCUGAAUACAACCAUCGUUAUGGAUAUAGUAGUCAUGAUCGUCGUCAUCAUAGGCUGGAGCCUGAGCAAGAUCCACCAUCAUCAAGAAAUUGGGCUUCUUCUUCACCUGAUCAUCAGCAAAGAGAUCAGUAUAAUAAUAAUAAUAUUAAUAAUAAUAGAUAUGGUGAUAGAAGGUGGCAUGACGGGAGAAGAUGAUGAAAAAGCUCUAAUGAAUCACAUCAUUUGAUGUUUGAGAGGGAAGAAAACUAUUAUUUUUGUUG